This is a messenger RNA of Saccharomyces paradoxus, 1089 nucleotides long. RefSeq names its product Erd1p (gene ERD1). The record is from RefSeq and is a predicted model, not a curated record. Bases 1 to 1089 code for a protein of 362 amino acids. Lineage: Eukaryota; Fungi; Ascomycota; Saccharomycetes; Saccharomycetales; Saccharomycetaceae. Gene Ontology annotation, cellular component: membrane; cytoplasm. The transcript has a single exon.
AUGGAGAACAGCGAAGUUAAUCCUGAAGGACCUUAUCUUUCAACCAUACUAAAUGUUCCCGCUCCCCAGCGAUUUAUCGUACUCAUAAUACUUGCAAUUUGGAUCUGGACAUGGAUAUUAAGAUUUUUCUUGCAUAAUAAUUUGGACAUAUCCCAAGUCAUACUCACCAGGGUACCGCACGAUAUACGUCCAGGCUAUACUCUACAGCAAUUACAUAGAACAGCUAGAAAUUUUGCUUUAAAAAUAACAAGGAUCAUUAUGCCGUUCCACUUUGUUACAGUGUUUCUUUUUGAGUUCAAGAAUGUAACAGAAGGUCCACUCAAAAAUAUAGUUUUCAUCGUUUAUUUUCUACCAUUUAUUCAAUGUGUCAUCAUAUUCUGGUUCCUGUUGAAAGAAUGCCAUAUGAUAAAGUAUUGCGCCAGGAGAUGUCUGUUUAUAGAACCUUCACCUCGUACCCUAAGGAAUACCUACAUUCUAAUCUCUGACACGUUGACAUCAUUUGCGAAACCUCUAAUAGACUUUACAUUGUUUAGCUCACUGAUUUUUAGGGAGCCCUUCACACAUUUUGACUUAUUUGUAGCACUGUUUCCUGUGCUAGUAAGACUACUACAGUGUCUGAGAGAAUACCGUUUACUGCACGAUACAACUUUACUAUGCAAUGCAUUGAAAUACAGCUGUAACCUUCCUAUCCUUUUUUGCACCUGGAAAUCAAGAGUGUAUGAGGGAUCCAUCAAUAAAGAAAGGCUAUAUCAUAUUCAAAGAUGGUUCAUGCUAUUCAAUUCUUCCUAUACCUUGUUUUGGGAUAUAAGAAUGGACUGGUCAUUGGACUCGUUAACUUCUUUAAGAUCGAGAUCCAAAAGCGCAGUCACAUUAAAGAAAAAAAUGUACCAUUCCGCAAUUGUUAUUGACUUCUUACUGAGAUUUUGGUGGCUAUGGGUAUAUAUAUUCCAAAAUUUGAAGUUAGCAGCCGCUGAUAGCGACUACAUUUUUUUCCAAGGCGAAAUACAGUAUUUCGAAGUAAUUAGAAGAGGCAUAUGGGUCAUUUUCAAAUUGGACGCAGAGUAUUACGUCAAGUUCACAAGCAAAUGA